AUUUUUAGAGCAGUUGGAUUAAUACAAUACCUGUAAAUAAGAAAGUGAUGACGAUGUUUUAAAGAAAUUGUGCUUUAUUCUUGGAGUUUAUCUAAAAUAUUAUUGAAUUGGGAAUAUAAACGAAACUAUGACGACUGGAAACAUAUUCUUGCCAUUCGAUAACGGGUAAUUUGCAGCAUAUUUUAGGUAAAUAUAUAUUUCCUUCAUGAACAAUGGCGAGUGAUUUUGUAAAUACUGAUUUAGAGACGCUUCUGAAACGUUUGGAUUUAAAGAAAUAUUACUUCAGUAAGUUGUCAAGGCGUGAAAUGUAUCAGAUUCAACCGUAUAUGAUAAACGAAGAUACCAAAUGUUCACCGGCUUGGCAGUUUAUAACUGAAAUUACAAGAUACAAUUAUCGUGCCCGUAAUAUACACGUCGAAGAAAUAAAUAAAGCCGAUACAUCACAAAUGAGUCUUCGGGAGAGACGAAAUUUGGAACAGAAACAAGUCAAUGUAGAUCUUCAUCCAAUGGAUAUUGUCGUCGCUGUUUUUCUAUGUUGUGAUCCGAUAGCAAAACAAGACCUCGCUAUGCAUUUAUGGGGCUGCAAACUCGCGGUACCAUUUAGUAUACAAGAGAUGCCUUUUGAGAAACCAUCAAUCUUUACAUGGCCACUCCAUUCAAUUUAUGGCCAUGUAUUUCAAGAGGACGGAUUUAUUGAAAAGGCGCUAGUAUAUGAAAAGAUGCCGUGCUUAUCUUUUAUUAGGUUUGGUGAUAAUAAUGACCUUUCUAAAUCUUACCUAAUAAACUGUGUAAUUGGAGGAACAGAAAAGGUACAUCCAAUGUUUUUCCACCGUGACUCUGAGGGAUCAAAACGCAUCAGAUCAAAUGUUGUAGAGGGUCUGAUAGAGAUAGGUUGGAUUUUGCCUAAUGGAUCCCAUGAUAAAUUCAAUGGACCACGUAUCGUUUUAAAUCUUCGUGGCGAUUCAGCACUUUUUCUUAGACAAAUAGAAAUCAUCGGUCAAAUAUCCACUGUAACCGUUUGUCUAUGUACUACUGCAGAUCUUACUAAAACGAAACCUGUUAUUCGCGAACUGCUCUUGCAGAACUCAAAAGUAGUAUUGUUAAUAUUAGAUCGGCGUCCCGACGAAGAUAAAGUGAUUGAAUAUUUAGACACUGUCUCCUCUGAAGACCAAAUGGAUGCUGUCAUGAAAGCAGAUAAAACUUUACCAGGAAUUGUGCAGUCAUUAAUUCACACAAUUAAAGUAAUGGAACAGAAAACUAGUAAAACAGUUAAAUUAUCUGAUCUUAAAACCUUUCCUGCGAAUUUUAAAGUUGAUAAAAGAGAUGUAUGGUACACAGAAGCAUCUGUGCGAUCAGAGGAAAUAGUGUCAUUGAUAGAGAAAACAGAUAAUAAAGGCAGGAAACGAGUUCUAUUGCCCCUACAAGAGAUAUACUGGAAGCAAAUGUCAAAACUUGAUCGUGAGCGUUAUGAAAUUAGCCGCUACGAAACAAAUAUUAAAAAAAGGAAGGAAAAAUGUCAAAAGAUAUGCCACAAAAUGGAGAACGUGCGAAAGGACCAAUUCUUUUAUAUAAAGAGUCAUGGCCUUUCAGCUCCAGUACAAAUUGUUUUAAGUCAACUAGCAUCUAGAAAUGAUUCCUAUCGCAAAAUCUUUCUGAGAACUCUUAAGUUACAUCUUGACAACCUUUCCCGUUUGCAACUUCAACCCUUUUACAGAAAAUAUAAAACAUUGGUUUCCAAAGCAAAUAAAGCCCAGGAACAUGAGCGAGCUAAUAUAUAUCAGGAACUUAUACAUCUUGAUAAUACAAAAAUGUCUCUGUCCUUUGGAUUUGAGCAUAUCAUGAGAGAAAUUGGCCAGCUGUAUGAAGCAUGUGAAAGUCAGCCUUCUCUGGCCAAAAAAUUACCUGACACAACAUCAUACAAACGACUCCCAGACUAUGCAGUUUUCAUUCUGUUAGAAGGAUAUCCUUUGGAGAUUUUGGAUGGCGAAGCUAAUGCGGUUCCUCAGAAAUGGGUCAAUAGCGUUAUAAAUCAACUCCAAGCUUCAACAAAAGAGCCAACUGCUUCUAGAAAUAUACACGUUAUUUCGGUCCUUGGUAUUCAAAGUUCAGGAAAGUCAACAUUUUUAAACACUAUGUUUGGACUUCAAUUUGCAGUCAGCGCAGGUCGCUGUACUAGGGGGGCUUAUUUGCAAGUCAUAGAGUUAAACGCAUCAUCAUAUGACCAACUCAAAGCAAAAUAUAUAUUAUUGAUCGAUACGGAAGGGCUGCGAGCAACAGACAUGACCUCUACGGACACAGUAAAACAUGACAAUGAAUUUUCAACUCUUGUCAUAGGUUUAUCUGAUACCACUAUUAUUAAUUUAAUGGGAGAAAAUGCAACUUAUUUGCGUGAAAACUUGCCAAUUGUCGUUCACGCUUUUCUGAGAAUGGAUCUCGUUGGUUUGCAUCCAAGAUGUACAAUUGUCCAUCAUAAUGUUGAUAAACGAAACAAGGAUAAAUUAUUAGAACAAGGACGCGUACUAGAGGAGGUACUGAAUGACCUCACAAGCAGAGCAUGCAAAAUGGAAAAUGUCCCAAAGAGAUCGUUCAGAGAUAUGAUAGAAUUUACAAUAGAUGAAAACACGGAUUAUAUUCCUGGACUUCUUGAUGGAGAACUUCCUAUGGCACCGGUGAGCACUGGUUACAGUGGCGAAGUAAAAUGUGUGAGAACCAAGCUUAUGAAAAUACUUAAAAAAAGUAAGCCAUAUCUUACUGGAUUUAAACCAUUUUCAAUUCGUCUUGAAAAACUGUGGAACGCGAUAAAAACAGACUGUUUCGUAUUUGAAUUUCGGACGACUCUCGAAACAGAAAUGAGGUUAAAACUUGACAAAGAAUACUUUAGAAUAUGGAAAGACUAUAUAUUGGACCACGAAGAACUGGUCGAUAGACAUAAGGAUAUUCUGAAAACAAAGAAAUCAGUUGCAAUUAAAACUUUUACAGAAAACAUGAAUUUAGAAAUUUUGAAAUUACAAAAGAAGUACAAAAAAAGACUUGAAAAUUUCCUUUCAGAUACAGAAGUUGUGUCCGAUCGCCUAGAAAGGUGGAAAAUUGACUUAACGAACAGUUUGGAAAAUCAAAUGCAAAAGGACAAAAGCCUACCUUCCGAUCUAGAGGAUUUUAAACCAGAAGUAUCUCAUCAGCAAAUUGAAAGGUUUUUAAAUAUGAUUGAGGUAGAAUCCAAAACAGAUUCAGAAGAAAAAAGGGCAUUUGAAAGAGCAUGGAUAAAAUGGACUAAAGAAAUUAUUGCGCCGCAACUGCAUAUUAUUGUAGAAGAUACAUUGCAGGCUCUUGAUACUAUUUGCCGCGGGCAUUUAUAUAUGCUGAAAGACAAGGAGGUUAGACAGUCAUCCUUGCAAUUAUUUGAUUAUACAGGUAAAUCAUACACAAAUGCAGAUGCCGUUCAUUUCGGUGGCUCAAGAAUAUUUUCUAGACCAAAUGUCAAAAACAUGUUAGAGUGUGUACGUUUAGCAGCGGAUAGAGAAUACAGCAUAGCUUUAAAUGAGAUUAAACAACGUAAACUGAAAUAUACCCACAGACAUCCUGAGUCCAUUUUGCUUCGUACUGAGGCAGAGAUAAACGAAAACAUCGAAAGUUAUGACAAACAAAAUUUAAUAAGUAUUCAGUUUAAAUAUGACUUACUUAUCUCAGCAGCGGGAUCAAUUAUAAAUGAUUUCGAAAACAUGCUGUGUGGAAGUUUAGGUCCACAUAAAAAUGAAUUUCAGUUGUUAUAUAAAAAAAGACGAACGGUAGCUGAAGCUUCCAAACUUUUUGUCGACAUCAUGUUCGCCUUAUUACAAUAUAAUUUGCGAAGGAUCUUUAGCCGAAAAGUGUUUAUGGUUUUACAUCUUUAUUUGCGUACUUCAGCCUUUUACAAUAUUAUUACAGACUCUAAACAGGGAUUGAUAGGAAAGUGCAUUUAUCAUAUAGUUAAACAUGAAGACGAUGACAUGUUGGUUCAAUAUAUCAAAUCGCCAAAGGUGGCUGUGUCACAAUACCUAAAAAAAAAAAUAAUACCUGAAAUUUUUUCCAACCUUGAAUUCAAAACAGAAAUACUUGAAUUUGUGUUUCAAACCAUGGAAGAAAUAUCCAGAAAAGUUGCUGCAGUUAAAAGCGAUACGGAGAAAUUAGGCAACUUCCUUGAUAUUGUUUUGAAUGAAAUAGAUACUGAAACAAAUUAUGCCAGUUUAACUAAACAAAUCUUAAAAGAAUCGGCCGAGCUUCCAGUUAGUGUAGCCACAGUUAAAGAUACAAUUGAUAAGGAAAAAUCUAAAUAUGUAGAAUCAAACACGCUUGAUUUAUGUCAAUAUAUUUGUCAAGAACAGGCAGGAGUAAUACAAAAAUGCGCCGAUAGAAUUUGUGACAUGACUCUAGGAUGUACCAAAACGUGUCCGUUUUGCAAAGAGAUAUGCAAGUAUUCAUUGAACCAUCCUGAUAAACACGAGUGCUUUGUUCAUAGACCAGACGGUGUCGGAGGUGGGCACUGGGUAGAAACAAAUGCCUUAUGCUACGAAACAUGUACGGAACAUUAUGAAAACCAUACUUUGUUCAAAUUUAAAGGUGACUGGAUUGCUUUUAAAGAUUACGAGAAGGUAUUUAAUACAUGGGACAUUGUUUCUUCACAAGAAAAAGAACCGCAUUUAAUCUGGAAAUGGAUUCUAGUGAAUAAGUACAGACUUCUGAGUGCAGUUCCGGGCGUGAGAUUACCUGAUAACUUACCAGUUGCAUGGAAAAAUAUAAGUAAAGAUCAGGCGUUGUACUCUCUAGAAGAAAUAUUUGAAUUGUUUGUUUGA
This is a messenger RNA of Mercenaria mercenaria, 4829 nucleotides long. RefSeq names its product interferon-induced very large GTPase 1-like. The coding region runs from base 213 to 4829 and encodes 1538 amino acids. Lineage: Eukaryota; Metazoa; Mollusca; Bivalvia; Venerida; Veneridae. The transcript is spliced from 2 exons. The record is from RefSeq and is a predicted model, not a curated record. Gene Ontology annotation, molecular function: GTPase activity; GTP binding.